Chlorella variabilis is the source of this 934-nucleotide messenger RNA. RefSeq lists its product as hypothetical. Gene Ontology annotation, molecular function: hydro-lyase activity. Bases 80 to 697 code for a protein of 205 amino acids. Gene Ontology annotation, biological process: fatty acid biosynthetic process. NCBI's taxonomy places the organism in Eukaryota, Viridiplantae, Chlorophyta, Trebouxiophyceae, Chlorellales, Chlorellaceae. The record is from RefSeq and is a predicted model, not a curated record. The transcript is spliced from 5 exons.
GCUGGACGCCUCCAACGCCUGACUGCACUGCAUCAAGAGUUGUUGACCCGCCAUCGGCCUCAUCGCCCGUCCACGAAAGAUGCAGUCCAUGUCGGUGGUCGCCAGUAGCCAGGCUGCUGCCGUGUCUCAGCGCCUCGCGUCUUCCAAGAAGCUGAGCCCCGCGAUCAGCCGGCCGGCCGCUGCCCGCAAGGCAGUGCGGGUCAGGGCGGAGGGUGAGGCAGCAGCACCUGGGCUGGAGACCAAGGGGCAGAACUUCGAGGCCCUGAAGGACAUCCAGGAGAUCAUGAACAUCCUACCGCACAGGUAUCCCUUCCUGCUGGUGGACCGCGUGCUGGAGUGGGAGUAUGGCAAGUAUGCGGUGGGCUACAAACUGGUCUCCAUGAAUGAAAACUUCUUCUGCGGCCACUUCCCGCAGCGGGCCAUCAUGCCAGGCGUGUUGCAAGUGGAGGCGCUGGCCCAGUUGGGCGGCAUUGUGAUGAUCGACCCCACUGAUGCCGCGCAGCAGAACAAUUUCUUCUUUGGCGGCGUGGACAACUGCCGCUGGCGCAAGCCCGUGGUGCCCGGGGACGUGCUGAUGAUGCGCUGCGAUGUGUCCAAGUUCAACAAGAAGUUUGGCAUCUGCAAGAUGACCGCUAAGGCAUUCGUGGGCGAGGACUUGGUCUGCGAGGCGGAACUCACCCUUGUCAUGGGAAAGUGAGCCAGCACGUGUAUGGCCCCAGUCUGGAGGCCGCCGUGUUCAGACACUGAGAGAAAGCCCGCCAGCGCUGUUGGUGCAUGAAAAGGGCGCACUGUAUCCCAUGCCACCCCCGUUGCUUCCUUUGUUGUGUCUACAGACGUAUAUGCAACUACUGUUUCCCAUAGUUGCAUGUUUUUCAGCACUGUAUAGCAGCAUCAUUUGAGAGUUCAUUCAUUCCACAUUGUGAGCAAAAUGCAC